Messenger RNA from Annulohypoxylon truncatum, 1883 nucleotides. Its product is annotated as FAD binding domain-containing protein. Bases 263 to 1777 code for a protein of 504 amino acids. The transcript is spliced from 2 exons. The record is from RefSeq and is a predicted model, not a curated record. Lineage: Eukaryota; Fungi; Ascomycota; Sordariomycetes; Xylariales; Hypoxylaceae. Gene Ontology annotation, molecular function: FAD binding.
UAAUAUAGCACUAUCACAAGAUCGAAUUUCGCUUCUCUCACCCCCAGGCCUACCCUAGCGCCUCGGUUUGCGACAUUCACCUGUGAAAUCCCCGCAGACAUAAUGCGACAGAAACGCGUCGUAGAUAAGAACAUGUGUGUUCCUGUACUAGAGGCUGGAGCCUCAUUGCGCAGGGCCUCUAGUCGACACCAUUCAUUUGUCGGCACUGUUACCCGGAUCCCGAUACUUUCGAGUAACGUCUUCUUAAACUGGUCGGCUUGAAAUGGCUCCGGCGACCUUAAAUAAAGCUAUAUUGUGGGCUGCUGUUGUGCUCGCGGCGUCCGCUACUGCCCAGGACACUUGCGCUACGGUCGAAGAAAAUACCAACAUCACCGUGCUGAAGCCGUGGACCUUGGACUACAGCACCGAGCAAACCCAAUACUGGUCUACGUAUUCUGGUGAUCUCAAGCCGACAUGCAUUCUCGAGCCAGAAACACCCGAAGAAGUUGCUGCGAUCGUAUCCAUCCUACGCGGCAAUAACGAGACCUUCGCAGUUAAGUCGGGUGGCCACAACCCAAAUAAUUACUUCGCUAGCGUUUCCGGAGGACCGCUCAUCUCGACUAAGAAGCUCAACGAAGUCAUCUUUUACCCCGACUCUGAGACGGUAAGAGUCGGCCCCGGUAAUCGAUGGGACGAAGUAGGGGAGCAACUUGAUGCCACUAACUACACUGUCGUCGGCGGGCGCAUUGGAAACGUAGGCGUGGGUGGUUAUCUGCUGGGAGGUGGUUUGAGUUUUAUGAGCGCACAGUAUGGCUGGGCUGCUAACUCCCUCCUCGAGGCCACGGUAGUAUUGGCAAACUCGUCGAUUGUUACUGUUAGCCAGACCAGUCACCCCGACCUAUUGAUGGUACUAAAAGGGGGCGGUAACAAUUUUGGUAUCGUAACAUCAUACCUGCUCCAAGCAUAUCCGCAAGGAGACAUAUGGGGCGGCAAUCUCGAGUUCACUGCUACGGCCGAAACCAAUGCAGCAAUUCUGAGCGCGGUCCGCAACUUUACGGAGAACUACCCCGAUGAAAAGGCUGGUAUUAUCGUGACGGCGGAGCGAACAUUGUCUACCCUUCUCGACAUCUGGGUCAUGUUCCUAUACUACAACGGUCCCGAGCCACCACAAGGCGUAUUCGACGAAUUCCUUGCUAUCGGACCUACCAUUAACACUUGCAAGACGCAAAGGUAUUCCGCUCUGCUCAGCGGCAAUAACUGGGCGGUUGUGAAAGGAAGCGUUUAUACUAUCGGGACCGAAACGAUUCCACUGCCCAGCGCGGAGGAGGGUCCUGAAAUUAUGGGCUCCAUCUUCGAUCACUGGGUAAACGUCAGCAACACAGCUCAGUUGGUGCCAGGGCUCAUCGCUAGCAUCGCCUUCCAGCCUAUGCCCAAGCAAAUAGCAUCGUUAGCGACGUCCAAAGGCGGUGACAUGUUAGAUCUAGAUGACAGCAUAAACCGAAUAGUCGUCGAGUUGGAUUAUAGUUUCUUGUUCAAGUCGGACUAUGCCAAGAUUGAUUCGACUAUGCGGGCCACAUAUGACGGCAUUGGAGACAUCGUCAAGACCAAUCAGGCGAGCGGCGCCCUCCCAUCGGACGUGUUCCUGCCGCUUUUUAUGAAUGAUGGAUUUUACCCCCAGGACUACUUCGGCAGGUUGAGACCUGAGAAGCUUCAAUUGGCUCAGACAGUCCAAGCUGAUGUCGACCCUGACGGAUUUUGGAAGGACAGGACCGGCGGAUUUAAGAUACCCUCUACAUGAUGGAAUUGGAAAGAGAAUGACCCAUACAUAGGCCGUUAAUGCGAUGAUAUAUGCCUAGGUAUACAUAGAAAAUAAUAUAAUGAUAAUUCCGUCCAUCUAGGUUGAG